AUGGCGGAGGAGACCGAGACCGAGAAGCCGCUCUUCUCUCCUGCAGAUGUCUCGCUCCACGCGUCCACAAAGGACUGCUGGGUCGUCAUCCAUGGCAAGGUGUACGAUGUGACCAAGUUCUUGGAGGACCACCCCGGCGGAGAGGAUGUCCUGCUCCAUGCAUCUGCCUCUGGGGAUGCCACCGAGGCUUUCGAAGAUGUGGGCCACAGCACAUCAGCCAUCAGCAUGAUGAGCAGCUACCUGAUUGGAAGCAUCGAGGACUAUGUGCCUCGCAGUACAUCGAAGGACGCAACAGUUGGUGGCAGUAAUGUGCUGCCUGAUUCCAGAACAAUGCAGAGGAACAAAGGCUCUCCUGCUCCAAACACAUUUCUGGACUUCGUGCUCCCUUUAUGCAUGCUUGUCCUGGCCUUUGCAGCUUGGUACUACCUAACCUUCGUGGCCGAGAGCUAG
Triticum turgidum subsp. durum (durum wheat) is the source of this 450-nucleotide messenger RNA. Lineage: Eukaryota; Viridiplantae; Streptophyta; Magnoliopsida; Poales; Poaceae. The record is from the annotation of a GenBank genome assembly.